AUGGCCGGCGAGAAGAGUGUUGAUGUCUCCAACCCGGCCCGGGUGUCUUCCAACGUCAAGUAUGAGUCCGGUUCGCAGCCUCAAGUGGCCAACCAAUCUUCGCAAGAUCCGUUGGUCGUCGACGAGAAGGACACCGAUGACACGACGUAUUUCUACAAUACCAACAAGGACAAAGUCCGGCCACUAACUCCGGAGGCAGAGGGCAAGCUGGUCCGCAAGAAUUUCUGGUGUCUCCUGAGCCAGACAUGGUGGAUCUCGUUUCUCAUUCAUCUCGAUAAAUCAACGCUUUCCUCUGCCAGUACCAUGGGAAUUUUCAAAGAUGUGCAAAUGUCUAAAAAUGAGUACAACGACCUGUUUAUCCUCUUCUACGCCGGCUAUCUCAUUGCCCUCUGGCCCGGGGCUUGGAUAUCACAAAGAGUUGGCCACAAGUACUUCAUCACAGGCUCACUGUUUCUAUGGGCAUUGUUGCUGGGGUGUCAUUGCGCAAUCAAGACGGGAAAACAAAUGAUGGCCGUGCGGUUUCUUUUGGGAAUGACGGAGAGCCAGAUUAUUCCUUCGACGGUCGUUGUUCAUCAAGCCUUCUUCCCGCCCAAGAAAAGCCCCUGGGUGCAGCUCCUAUGGUGGGCAUUCGGAAGCUUUGCCAACGUUCUUCUUACGAUGAUCUCUUACAAACUCAUCUUGGACGACGAAACGGGUAUACUGGCCGGGAGCAUCAACUCAUGGAAAUGGCUCCACAUCAUCUGUGCCGCGCUGACCUUCGCCGUCUUUGUACCUCUGCUCAUAUUCCUGCCAAACUCUCCUCUUGACGCCAGGUGGCUGUCAACCGAAGAGAAAGUCCACACGAUUGAGAUCAUUCGCAAAACGCAUGCCGGAGUGUCGAACUCGAAUUUCAAAUGGUCCCAAGUGCGCGAGUCUUUCACGGACUUGAAGAGUUGGCUAUUUAUCAUUCACCUGUUCUUCAACGAGCUUCCCAACAACACUUCGCAACAGCUUCCCCUAAUUGUCGUCGGUUUUGGCUUCACUCCCGCCGAGAGUGCUCUAUUCAACAUCGUUAAACCGCUGUGGGGUUUCAUCUUGAUCCUUGCCUCGGCCGCCAUGUUGUAUGGCACUAGACUUGGGACAGGAUACACGUGCGCAAUCUCGUAUAUUCCAUGUGUUAUAGGAGGGAUCAUUGAACUUGCCGCUCCCUGGUCCGACAAGGUCGCCCUGGUAGUGGGUACUCAAAUCUCAACCUUCAAGCCCUCAUACCUGCUCGGUCUCAACUGGGCUGGUACAACAACCACUGGUCAUACAAAGAAACUGUGUCUGAUGGCUUCAUGCGUUGUGGCUGCGUCAGCUGCCAAUAUGAUUUCACCGGAAUUUUGGGAACCCAAAUAUAAGCCACGUUACGUGCUCCCAUGGGCAUUUAUGACAGCAUUUUGGAUUAUCUCGCCGUUGAUGUGCAUUAUCAUCCGUUUCUACCUCCAGCACGAGAACCGUCGUCGGGAGCGGCUGCUUGCCGAAGAAGGCUCGCAAUCCGAUGACAAUGAGGUAAUAGACACGGGCAGCGAGCUUGUCAAAAUUGGGGACCGUGAUAUAGACAAGACGGACCGUGAAAACCUCAAGUUCAUAUACCCGCUUUAG
This is a messenger RNA of Penicillium alfredii, 1623 nucleotides long. Its product is annotated as putative allantoate permease of the major facilitator superfamily. Gene Ontology annotation, molecular function: L-cysteine transmembrane transporter activity. The record is from RefSeq and is a predicted model, not a curated record. The transcript has 7 exons. Lineage: Eukaryota; Fungi; Ascomycota; Eurotiomycetes; Eurotiales; Aspergillaceae. Bases 1 to 1623 code for a protein of 540 amino acids. Gene Ontology annotation, cellular component: membrane. Gene Ontology annotation, biological process: transmembrane transport; L-cysteine transport.